Trematosphaeria pertusa is the source of this 2837-nucleotide messenger RNA. RefSeq lists its product as uncharacterized. The coding region runs from base 294 to 2732 and encodes 812 amino acids. The record is from RefSeq and is a predicted model, not a curated record. The transcript is spliced from 4 exons. Lineage: Eukaryota; Fungi; Ascomycota; Dothideomycetes; Pleosporales; Trematosphaeriaceae.
CGAGCGCAGAGCCCACUCCGGAUGAACAGCAUGGCGGCGCCUUCUACAGCCGCUACAGCCCCCCUUACAGCCGCGAUGGCCUUAGACCGAGGCCGUGAGCUGUACAAGAAAGGCGACCUACUAGAAGCCAAGGCGGCAUUUAAAGACGCAGCGCGCCUUUCUCCAACAGACUCUGUGCCUCUUUCCAAUCUGUCUGCAGUCGAGUUCGAACUUGGCAAUUACACUGGUUGCGCCCUCUUCUCGCGGAGAGUGUUGGCGUUGCUUGAAGGCCAAGAGGAGCAAAACAGGAGCGCAUGCGUCAGAAAAUCUUCCAAAGAUUAGCGAAGGCUGAGUUUUAUAACCUGAAUUUGGAGGACGCUGCCGCUGCCCUCUCAAAGCAUGAGGCCGGGGCCACCCGUUUGCAGCUUGAGCCAUCCCUAUCCAUCACCACUCGCAUUCGGGAGACCACGGAUGAGAAGACGUGGCGAGAUAGGGUUCUGGACCGUCUUCCGAAAUACAAGCCCCAGCUGCAGGACGAACCGGAAUACUUUUCCGUGGGACAUGACGCAGCGGAUACGAUGGUGACUCCGCCUAUGCUCGCAACCUCCGGCAAGACCCUCGCUUUCCUCUUCUGUGGUAUCGGUGAUGCUCGCAAUUUGCUCGCCACUCUUGCGUUCAUCAGUUUGCUCGAGAUGCAGAAGCCCACCGCUAAGACGUUUCACUUCACGAUUGUGGACCACAAGGCCGCUGUUUUCGCUCGAGAUCUCUUGAUAUUUCAGCUCCUUCUCGAUGCGGUCAAAGAAUCCAAAGCGAAGAGCCGAGAGACGCUAGUGGUGGUAAGCUUUUUGUUUGCCGCCCAGGUUAUGCCCCAGUGGGUGUAUGACCGGCUGCAACAGGCCAUCAGAACUGUACUGGGUUCUCUGGAGAAUACUAAUACCGAUGUUAUGGGCAUGUUCUACAUCCCAGCAGAUACACGAUGGCGGAUUUCCCGUCAUCUUGAAGCUUGGCAACAGCCCCCCGAGCCAUGGUAUAACACGGCUAGCCUUCGAAGGCUCACACGCGAGCACGUGGGUGACCAAGACGAAGAAUUUGGCACCAGCAGAGAUCCUAUCCCGGGAACACCCGCCGGCUGCGAGAAUGAUGGGCCCGACGCCUUGGGCUUUGAGGAAAUGACUGUUCUUCUCCCCCACAUGGACCUGCUGGAGGCCAAGGAACCACACUUCGCUAAGAUAUUCCUGGCCUAUAGUCGAACUCACUCUCAAGCUCUAAUGAAGAAUAUCAGCGACUACAUCGAUUCAAUGUGGCAACCUAAUGUGACUCUGGUGGAUCUGGACUACGAAAACAAACGAGAAGGCACGCAUCGACCCCUCAUGGCCAUUCGACCACAUGAGGUUGCGCGUGCGCUCUUCGGCCACAUUCCGGCUACAAUAGCCGGAAAAACCAGCGGCGUUCUUAACCAUAUCGUUUCAUUCUUCGAAUUCGUUGCCAAUUUCAUGGAUAAGAUUCGCUCACGGACCGCUAUCGAGGUGGUUAUCGGAGAGAUGUCAGAUACCUUUCAGCGACUGCGACACGGGCUUUUGCGUGACAAGCAAUCCAAGAUGGGCAAGCUCGAUCCUCUCGUCUUUCCGGACAACUACGAUCGUAUCCACACUAGUAAUAUCCCAGACUAUGUUGGAGGGCCCCUUUCCACCUUCCUCCAUGGCUUACCGAUCCUGCGCCGCAGUAAGUCGUCCUUGUUGACUUCAUACGUUCUGCGCAACAUACCCGUCUGGAUAACGCACAACGACUUUCUCGCUGAAUACCUACUUUUGGGUAAGCGAGACCAAGUGCAUAACCAGUUCAACACCUUCAUCUGUGACACAUCCGUCAAGAACGAGGAAGAGCUAUCGGGAAAGCUCAUCGAUGGUGGAGGGUGUGUUAUGGCGGAGAGGUAUAAUUGGGCGCGAGACGCCAAGUUCCCAUUACCUUAUGGUCGUUUGAUGCCACGGCCGGAACUCGAGCGUUGGCUGUGUGCUCAUUUUCUGAAGCUCUGCUUGCCAUUUCCUCGGCCUCAGACGGGUCGUAACCAAGUCUUUGCACCCCUCAACAUGACGACGAUAUUUCACUUGGUGCUUCAUGCGUCCGAAUGCGGAUAUCCGGCUCAUUGGCUCUCAGACAUCUUGGCCAAGCUCUGCGACGGCGAGGUUACUACCACGGCACGUGCACCGCGCCUCCUGGUCACUAACGCGAAGGAAUGCGAAAAGCGAUAUCCGCCCAUCAAAGUCUGCCUGCGUCCCUUCAUGGCCGAGUUCAGAACGCUUAUGGCCUUAUGGCGACCCCUGUUUCCAUUCGGCGUCCUGCUUUCCCGCGACACGCUUCCAGACUGUCGAGACAUUAGCGAAUACAAGAUCCGGUUUCCUCCUCUUUACCCACACAACCUGGAAUGGCCGCACUUCAUCAUAGUUUUCAAAAACCGACGCUACGAUGUCAGGCACGACUUACGAAGCGCCUUGCUUGAUGACGAGACCGGAGACAUAAGUCCGGUGGCGAAAAAGACGAGAAAUGCCCCCGGGAUUCAUGUCAUUUCCGUCUUCGGCUGGAAGACUGAGACAGCGACGGCAUCGCUCUGGCUGGGUGAUGCUGUGGUGAGCGGAUUGCUGGCGGAGCCCGGUUGGGAAGCGUUCAUUUGGCGCGCGGAUGAUUGGACGCCCGCCAUGGGUCCGGUGUCCCUUACGGCGACGGGUGUGCUUGCAAAGGGAAGUGCUUGGUGCUAGGCGACUAAGUAAAUUAUGCUGAAGCACUUGAGGAUAUGGCUUUAGAAAUCCAUGGGAAUGACAACGGAGGCUGCAGACACAAUAUACUGCCGCCUUGAAGGGAGG